This is a messenger RNA of Microthlaspi erraticum, 1500 nucleotides long. The record is from the annotation of a GenBank genome assembly. Lineage: Eukaryota; Viridiplantae; Streptophyta; Magnoliopsida; Brassicales; Brassicaceae.
AUGGCUGUGGUAAAUGAGACAACGGAUCUCCGGCGACCGUUGGUGGAGCAAAAACCCCUGGACGACGUCGGACUCGAGAGCGUGUUAGCGGAUGGCAGCCUUCCUUACCGGAGGCGCAUGUACUUAGGAGCAUGCAUAGAGGUGAAACUACUUUUCCGGCUAGCACUUCCGGCAAUACUUGUCUAUUUAGUCAACAGCGGAAUGGGAAUCUCCGCUCGUAUCUUCGCCGGACAUCUAGGCGGUCAAGAACUCGCCGCCGCGUCCAUCGGAAACAGCUGCUUCAGUCUCGUCUAUGGCCUCAUGAUGGGUAUGGGAAGUGCAGUGGAGACUCUAUGUGGACAAGCCUAUGGCGCCCAUCGCUACGACAUGCUUGGUGUCUAUCUCCAAAGAGCAACGAUCGUUCUCGCUCUUGUGGGUUUGCCCAUGACAGUACUAUACACCUUCUCGUAUCCGCUUCUACUCCUAUUAGGUGAACCCAAAACGGUAUCGUAUAUGGCAUCGUUGUACAUCGCUGGACUCAUCCCUCAGAUUUUCGCCUACGCCGUCAACUUCACAGCCCAAAAGUUCCUCCAAGCCCAAAGUGUGGUUGUUCCUAGCGCGUGCAUCUCAGCCGCCGCCCUCCUCCUCCAGAUAUCGCUGACGUGGAUCACCGUUUACGUAAUGGACCUUGGCCUUAUGGGAAUCGCCUCUGUUCUAACGAUCUCUUGGUGGUUCAUAGUUGUGGCCCAGACUUUGUAUAUUACAACUAACCAGAGGUUUAGACACACGUGGGCUGGUCUUAGCUGGAGAUCGUUCCAUGGUCUUUGGAGCUUCUUUCAAUUCUCUGCUGGUUCUGCUGUUAUGAUUUGUCUGGAACUAUGGUAUUCGCAGAUUCUGGUUCUUCUUGCUGGAUUGCUUAAAGACCCUGCUCUAUCUCUAGAUUCUCUCUCCAUCUGUUUGUCAAUUUCAGUAUUAUCUUUCAUGGUCUCCAUCGGCUUCAAUGCAGCUGUAAGUGUACGGACGAGUAAUGAGCUCGGAGCAGGAAAUCCCAAAUCGGCAAUGUUCUCUGCAUGGACGGCGACUUCUGUUUCCUUCGUGAUCUCCAUCGCGGAGGCACUCGCCAUGCUUGCGUCACGUGAUUACAUCAGCUACAUUUUUACCGCAGACGUUGACGUAGCUAAAGCCGUCUCCGAACUUUGUCCUUUUCUCGCCGUCACAAUCAUACUCAACGGAAUCCAACCCGUCUUGUCCGGAGUGGCAGUGGGAUGUGGAUGGCAGACAUACGUUGCAUAUGUGAAUAUUAGUUGUUACUAUAUUGUUGGUAUUCCCGUUGGUUGUAUUCUCGGCUUCACUUUCGAUUUUCAAGCCAAGGGAAUAUGGACCGGGAUGAUUGGAGGUACCCUCAUGCAAACCCUCAUCUUACUUUAUGUCACGUACCGAACAGAUUGGGAUAAGGAGGUGGAAGAGGCGAGAAAACGUUUGGAUAUGUGGGACGACAAGAAGGAGCCUCGUCAAACUUAA